CCACCACCGUGGCCAACUUCCUCUUCACACUCCCUCAACUAUUCACCGUCAGGUCCGAUACGCAGUUUUUUUUGCAAAACCUGUCGGUCUCAUUUUCCCCUUAUUUCCACUCGCCGCUUUCUUGUUGAAGCUCAAGCUACCCGCACCCUCAGUGAGCCUCUGCCACUUGCGCAGCGCGGCUUCGACCCUUCGCCUUCCUUCCUUCCUCCGUUUUUUACUUUUGCACAUAAUCGGUGACUAUGCCGCCAAAACCACAACAACAACAACAACGACAACCGUCCGGCGCUGCGUCAUCGCGCGGCCGCGGUAGCGCAACCGGCAGGCCUGCUGCGUCUGCUCCUGGCCGUUCUGGGCCUUCGGCCGGCGGGAGAGGCACGGCUGCAGCUGCCACGGCUGGGGGCGGUGGCAGCAGCAGGGGGAGGGGCGGCGGCGGCAGUACGGGCGAUGCGCGUGGGAAGAGGUUGCAGCGCGGUGGGCGGGUAGAGGAGGGCGAUGGGCGAGAGGAGGACGUUGACAUAGAUGAGGAGCGGGAUGGGGAUGAGCUUGAGGGAGGGGAUGGUGGUGGUGGUGAUGAGGUGGAGGGAGUGGAGGAGGAGAAGGAGGAGGAGGAGGAGGAGCGGGAGAAGAUCCCGCCGGAGCUGUUGACGAGGAUUUUGCAUGAGUUCUUUGAGAAGGAGGGCACGAGGAUUACGCGCGACGCGAACGCGGCCGUGGCGAGGUAUAUGGAUGUGUUCGUGAGGGAGGCAAUUGCUCGGGCGGCGGUGGAGAGGGCCAGCGGGUUUCUGGAGGUUGAGGAUCUGGAGAAGAUCGCGCCGCAGUUGUUGAUGGAUCUGUGAGCCGUCCUGGUGGAAUCCAAGCAGGGGUUUCUACCCGGACGCCAGCACCAAAGGGUGGUGACGAACGGCUGUGGAGGAGCACAGCGGCCCGCGGCAUGAGAUGGGAGACCGGGCCUCAUGGGCUUCCGUUACACGCGCGAGAGCGAUGCUCCUGAACCUUGCUCGCCUGCCCUCCAAACUCACUCCUGAUUCGGGACAUUUUCCAUCAUCAACAUGGACACAACAUCGUCGUUGAUUGGUGGAUGCGCAGUUCCUUACUAUGCUGUGAUUCCGGGACUUGGUCUCGGGAAGCCCCAUGAACCAGGUGCAGGAGCUGCGGUGUCCUGAAAGAGCUUGGCCUGGUUGCGCUGAGCCAUCAACCAGUUGGAUGGCAGGUGUACUCAGCUGUAUGAGCUGGCGGGUAAGCAGAGCGGUCAGGGGGUGAGGCGCUCAAAGGGACUACAGCACGAGGCAGUUUGGUCCUUCUGCUUUAUGCUAAAGAAAUUACCCCCAUGACUCUCUCGAUUUGGCUAUGUGGUGUCUGACUCGGCAAAGGAGACAAGGCGGUAACCUCUCACAACCUCGUGGGCGUGCCCGUUAAUCGAGCUGAAAUACAUUCCAGAGUACACAUAGCUUGUACACGUCCUACGGACUGUCCAACGCCAAUGCGAUACGUGGCAGUGCCUUGCUGUUCACUCGCCCCCAGCGGCUGAUCGCGUCCAUAAGCUCGGAGUUGAAGUGCGCCUCACAUGUCUGAUUCCUCGCCUCUAUCAGAAUCCCGCUAUCCGGCACUUCAUAACUACCAAAGCACCCCACCGGUCAUUCCAGGAUAAAGAUCAAGCUUUCGGGGCACCAAGGGUUACCAAACCACCCAGCUAAUUCCUUACCCUUUUACGCAUGCCACCAUGAC
Thermothielavioides terrestris NRRL 8126 is the source of this 1725-nucleotide messenger RNA. RefSeq lists its product as uncharacterized. The record is from RefSeq and is a predicted model, not a curated record. The transcript has 2 exons. Gene Ontology annotation, molecular function: protein heterodimerization activity. Gene Ontology annotation, cellular component: FANCM-MHF complex; Fanconi anaemia nuclear complex. Bases 240 to 836 code for a protein of 198 amino acids. Gene Ontology annotation, biological process: resolution of meiotic recombination intermediates; kinetochore assembly; DNA repair. NCBI's taxonomy places the organism in Eukaryota, Fungi, Ascomycota, Sordariomycetes, Sordariales, Chaetomiaceae.